UACCUGCCUUGCAUAGUUCAGCUCAGCGUCAGUCAGACAGCAGCUCACCGGCCGUUCGCAGGCUGCCUGCCCAGUCACGCUUGUCAGCUACAGCAUAAAGGAAAAGCAGUUUGCCUUUGGUGAUCUGAGGAGCUGCUCAAACCCGGCUCCAUACAGCAGUGCGGAAGGAGGCGAUGGACUGCGGCCCAGGCCUGAGCCCGGAGGAGGCGGAGGCGGAGGCGGAGAAGCUGUGGGAGAAGAUCGAGAGCAAGCGUCACAUCCUGACCAAGACCAUCAACCCCAGCAAGCUGACCGCCUACCUCCGCCAGUGCAAGGUCAUCGAUGAGGAGGACGAGGAUGAGAUCCUGCACUCGCAUCUGCUGACCUCCCGCAGGACACGUGCAAGCCGCCUUCUGGACAUCUUGCGUUCCCGUGGUAAGCUUGGUUACCAAGCCUUCCUCGACUGCCUAGAACUUUACUACGCUGAACUGUACAAGUUAAUCACAGGCAAGGAACCAACCAGAUGUUGUUCGGUGCUAGUUGUGGAGGAGGGUUACGAGGGACUGACUCAGUUCCUGAUGUGUGAGGCCGUGAAGGUUCAGAAGCAGCUGAAGGACCGCGAUGUGGAGAUCCACAAGCUCCAGAGCAAGUGCGAGGAGCUGCAGGAGGCCAACAAGCAGCUCGGCCACCAGGCCCAGGCACUGAGGGGCUUUGAGCAGCGCUACAGCAAGCUAAAGGAAGAGUUCAAGGCCUUCAACAACCAACUCAACAAGCUGAGGGAGGACAGCUACCUGCUGGCAAUGAAGCACGCCCAGCUCCACGAAGAGAAGAACAUUGUGGCGAUGAGGAACCGAGACCUGCAGCUCGAGAACGACCAGAUGAGGUGCAAGCUGGCGGGGAUGGAGGAGGAGUGCCUGCUGGCCCGGAGGCUCUCCAGCAAGCUGCGAGAGGACAUGGAGAGCAUGCCCAGCAAGCAGAGCAUCAGCAAGCUGCACCUCGACAACCAGCAACUGCGCGCCACCAUCCAGGAGCUGCAGCACUUCCUGCAGGCAAAGAACAACUUUGCCAGCACAGACAAGGUGUUCCUGGACAUCGUAGACCAUGACCGGAGGGAAGCCCUCGAAGAGAGACAGGCGCUGGUAGAGAAGAUCCACAACAUUAGCCUGGAGCUCCAGCAAGCCGAGGAAAUCCGAGACAAGCUCCAGAGGGAGAAAGAAGACCUGGGCCUCCAGUUUACACUGCUCACAAAGGAAUGUCAAAUGCAAAAGCGGAGGCUCGAGACUGUUCUGCAGCAAAUCGAAGAGGUUGAGAAGGAACGGGACCAGGCACAUAAAGCUCGGGACGAGGUGCACUCCAUCAACACCCAGCUCUUGCUGGACAACAGCAGGUAUCGGCGGGAGAUUUGGAGCAUGGAGGAGAAGUGCGACCGGCUGCAGAUUGAGCUGACCAGAAAGGAGGGAGAGAUGUCGGUCUUACGGUACCAGUUGACGGAGCAGAGAUCAACCAGCGUCAGUCUGGAUCUCCCGGACCACUGUAGUCUGACAAGCAGCAGUCCCGAUUCCAUUGGCUGUGCCGAGGAAUGGAGCAGCGUGGAUCCAAAAAAAGGCAGGAGCUUCCCCACGUCCAACCUCAGCAGGCGGAAUUGCGUCAAGAGACAGGAAUUACAGUUGUUGCAAACAUCAGAGUUUCCAGAGAGUGAAUGCGGUGAAGGAACGUCUGUGAUGGAAGUCCUCUGGCUGGACAUCGAAAAUGACCAGAACAUCAACAGGUUCUCAAUGAUUCCCUUCCCACCUUGCAAGGCAUCUUUGAUGCGACGGAUUAGAGACGAGGAACUCAGUAGCAGGUUCGAAUUCAGGCCCCGCAGGAGCUCAAAGGAUUUUGGCAACAGUUGUCCAGAUCAAAUUCAAAACCUGUGCUUAUCGUCCACUACUGGCUCCGAGAGGAAUCUCUUGUCCCCAUAUUCGAAGACAAUGGCCGGGGCAUCAAACAGUGUCAGAGUCGGCAGUGACAGGAGGGCACAUUUUCUGUCGUUGUCUUUGCCGGACCUCAGCAACGUCAAGCACGAGCAUGAACGCAUCCUCAGUGAACUCACUGUCGUCAGGGGUGAUGCGGCCUCCAUCUUGGACAACCCCGAGCAUCAAGGCUUGGAGCCAGAGCAGGGCUACAAACUACUGGGGCUGGACAAGGAAAACGAGCAGGGGACCAUGCUGCCAAACUGUGCCGGACAGGGAACCUUCUGGGCCGUGCACCAUUGUGCUUUGCCAGAUCCCCUUCAGUUCCAGCCAACCAAUGCCUACAGGAUGCUCCACAGGGUGUUGCAGGACGACGAGCGACUGAAUGAAGACUCCUUCUACAUCCGAGUGAACCUCAAUAUUCUGGGACAGGUGGACAGCUGCUCCUUGCAGGUGAAGUGUGAUGAGAUUUUGCACGUGUUGGACACCGAGUGCCAUUCAGGCAGCGAGUGGCUCUGUGCUCGCGUGGACCCAGUCACUAUGCAGGACCUAGAGCAAGGAACCAUUCCCAGCUAUAACAGAGCUCAUCAGCUACUCAUGGUAAAAAUUCACGCACUGAUUGGAAAUUUCCAGAAGAACGGAAGAGCAAAAAAGAAUCACAAUAAUCUGAAGAUGCUGGGUGGAGACCGAGUGAGGAUUGUGGCAGCGCGGAUUUCUGGGAACCCUUCCAGCACCUGUAGUCCUUCCUACAGCUUCUCCCUUGAAGCUAAGAAUAAGAAGGUUACACCUUACAGCCUCGUUCAGCCCAUCAGUGUGCAUCAGAAGAGACCGGUGCUGAUCAUGCCGACAGUUUUAGCCAAGCCCCUGAUCCAACGCAUCCUCCAGUUACCGGCCGCCUCAGAGUUUGACAUUGUGCAGCCAGAGGUUCUUACUGAAGAGGAACUGAAGACCAAAACGCGGUUCUCCUUCCAAAGGAUCCUGAAUCAGGACAAAUAUGAAAGCAUCACGCUGGAAGCCAUCAGAGAUGUCAUAGCUAAGAACAAACAUGGCUUGCUUCCUUUGGGAGUGCACACUGUGAAGGACUUAAUCGGCAAGGAUAUCUAUACCAUCAUCAUUCACAUCAAAGUGACUUCAAAAAACAUUAAGAAACUGAGGAAACUGGUUCCCAAGUCCUGCAGCAGUGACGAGGAAUUCCUGAAACUCUACCGGAUUGAGCAGAAACACCUGGAGUCUGUGCCCUGCCUCUCAGCCACAGUGGAGCCCAACACCUGGGGCAACGUCAAUGAGCUGGCCAAAGCCAUGAAGGAGAGCAUCUUGCAGGAGCAGACAAAACUCGUCUGGAUCGAGCAGAACUGAAGCUCAUCAGCCAGCUGAGCUUCGGUCCGUAAUAUGGAAUGGAAGGACUAUGGUCCUGGUGGGAACUGAUGUGGGAAUCCAGCCCAGCAAGGUAUCUCCUGUCAGAUGUCCAAUGACAUUGAAGCCGCAGUCACUCUCCUCUAGGCACAGGUCCAAACAGAAAGCAGAAAACUACAAGUUACCAACUGGUAGAUACAUGCUGGUGGCUACAACAAGAUUGCAUCUGAUACAUUGAUCUCAAUCCUUCUCCAGUGAUACUACCCAUGAUGCCAGAGAAGCAGGACUGGGCGGCUGGAUGGAGGAACGUGGAGAUGUAGAGGGCGAGUCAGUCACACCAGAAGGGAGCUGGAUAGGUAUCUGUAAAGAAUGAUUUGCAGGGCUAUAAGAGGAUGGGCGAGACAAACCAACUGGAUUAUUCUUCAGCUGAGUCAGCAUAGACUGAACAGGCUGAAUGGCCUAACUUUUCUCUAACACUAUGACCUUUUGUUUCUCCAGCUCCCAUUCCCAGCCCCUUUUCCUUUGAAUUGCCGUCCCUAAUUAUCCUCUUCUAUUUAAGAAACAUAUAGAGAAUAGAAAAAUGGAGGGCUAUGUAGGAGGGAAGGAUUAGAUUUAUCUUAGGGUAGGUUAAAAAGUUGGCACAACAUCAUGGGUCGAAGAGCCUGUACUAAGCUGUUCUAUGUUCUAUAUUCCUAACUAACACACCUCCGCUUUCAUUUGCUCCUCCCCCUCUCUUUACUGCACCUGAAAAGUUAUUUUCCCUCUUAAUGUUUACCCAAUUCCAUUUAAAUGUCUUUGACCUUAAAUAUUCAGUUUCAAAGUCAAAGUCAAGUUUAUUGUCGUCCGCACAGGUACGCGUGUGCCCCGUGAGAAACGCAUUUGCCACAGCAUCGCAGGCACAGAUCAUCAGCUGGGCAGCAUUCAGAAGAAAAACAUAUAUUAAAAAUAAUUUAUACACAACUUUUACAGAAACAACACAAUUAGAGCAAAACGAUUGUCCAUUUUAAUGCAAAGUAGUCACAGUGUACAGUUGUCUAACUGUAGUGACUAGUUAGUUCCAGAGCUGAAUGGUUAAAACAUAGAACACAGUACAGUACAACACAGGCCUUUCAGCCCGCUAUGUCGUGCCACGCUUUUAACCUACUCCAAGAUCUAUUUAAAAACGCAAACACGAGGAAAUCUGCAGAUGCUGGAAUUUCAAGCAACACACAUCAAAGUUGCUGGUGAACGCAGC
Messenger RNA from Mobula hypostoma (lesser devil ray), 4518 nucleotides. Its product is annotated as caspase recruitment domain-containing protein 11-like. Gene Ontology annotation, biological process: regulation of apoptotic process. The transcript is spliced from 23 exons. The coding region runs from base 174 to 3287 and encodes 1037 amino acids. Gene Ontology annotation, cellular component: cytoplasm. NCBI's taxonomy places the organism in Eukaryota, Metazoa, Chordata, Chondrichthyes, Myliobatiformes, Myliobatidae. Gene Ontology annotation, molecular function: CARD domain binding. The record is from RefSeq and is a predicted model, not a curated record.